AUGGGUACCUGUAGUGCCUGCAGAGAGCCUCUCGUGCUUCAAGUGAAUGAUGGAGAUGAGGACGAGGAACCCCAGGUUGUCCCUGACGAUCUCGAAGCCCCCUGCGGCUGCCAUUUCCACUGGCAAUGCCUUUUUGAUCAAGCAUCGGAGUUGGUCAUCUCGCUUAGGUGCCCUUCAUGCGGUGCCGAGCUCGCCACCAGCACAUCAGGCCCAUCGGCUGCCAACCCGCUUCUCGCGUCGUCAGCCGGCGUGGCUAUCCUAACUACGUACACGAACGAAGGUGGUAUCCAGGAACACUACGACAUCCUCCCCGAAAUCACCGAAGAGGCCUAUCUCGAUGCCAAUCCCGAGGCCCGUCCUGCGCGCGCGUAUCACGUUAUGUGCAGCGAGGGCGACGUGGGCGGGAUUGUAGAACUGCUGCGCGACGCCGAGCGAGCUGACGGGGACGAGCCGAGGCUAAGCACUUUGCAACUGGUCCGCUAUCAAGAUCCGCUAGGGGGCUCGAAGAGCGGAUUGCACCUCGCAGUGGAAAGGAGACAGACGGAUGUCGUCUGGUUGCUGCUAUGGAUAGCAUCCACCCUUCCCGCGGGGGUGUUCCCCGACCCGGUGAGACAAGCAGUAGAGACAAUGGGGAUCCAGCGGCCGAGCAUACCCUCCUCAGAUGACAUUCGCGCACUGAGGGAUAACCGAGGCCGGACGGCCGAGGCGGUCGCGGCGCAGACCGGGGGCAGAAUGGCGGCCAUGAUGGACACCGGUGUUCUGUAUCCGGGUCCCUAUGAGUAA
Durotheca rogersii is the source of this 783-nucleotide messenger RNA. RefSeq lists its product as uncharacterized. The record is from RefSeq and is a predicted model, not a curated record. The coding region runs from base 1 to 783 and encodes 260 amino acids. Lineage: Eukaryota; Fungi; Ascomycota; Sordariomycetes; Xylariales; Xylariaceae. The transcript has a single exon.